GUCGCGGGUGCCAGAGAGGGAGCACAGAGCUGGGUGGAUUUUUGCUACUCCUCCAGAUUUGGUCAUGGGAGUAUAUCCACAUUGGCCGUCCCAUUAUAGUUGGAUAUCAUGGCAUUGAUGGACAGCCACUGCCUGAUGAGCCUCCACGUCUGCUAGGACCACAUCAUGUACGGGGCGUGGACCCUCUAGGCCGUCGGUGGCUAUAUGCUGGUUUAUCUCGCAUGUCAUCCGCUACUGGCCUCGGUGUGUAUAGGGAUGCAUUGGAUCGGAUGUCAGAGGACCAGAUCACAUGGAUGCCGUAUAGACCUGAUAUGUUAGCAGAGUUGCCCCCAGCUGGCCGAGAGCAGACUCACAUAUGGCGAGCACGUGUGCCGCUGAUAUGUUUUGACAUUGUUGAGCUUCAUUUGCCUGAUAGAGUCAUGCGACAGUUUGGGUUUGAGCAGGUCAUUCCACGUCCUAUCGACACUUAUGUAGAGCUGCAUAGGCUGGAUAGGCGUGGGAAGCAUACAGAGGAUUGGGCACUCAGACAUGUCCGAUACGUGACUAUGUGGGAUAGGAGAGCUGAGCUAGCUGUGGCUGGGACACCCACAUAUGUGCCAUCAGUUUCAGGAGAUUACAUGGGAUGGUACUACAGCAUCACUCGGUUGUUUGUGUCUCCUUCGUUCAGACUCCCUACUCAUCAUUAUCAGCCUAGCUCAUUGGCAUUGCAUCUUACAACACGAGCUUUGCAGCGCAUACAUCAGCGGGCUACUGCCACUGUGACUGAUAUUCCUGAUGUGGACAUGUAUGGACAGACUCUGACAGGCAUUGCCUCGUUAUGCUCAGAUGUGUUGGGUCGAGUAGACUACGGACAUCUUAUACACAUGCCCGCAUCUCAGGAGAUGGCAUCCACGUCUAGUGCAGCUGCGGCUUCAUCAUCCCAGACGCAACAUGAGAGAGUGGUUCUUCAACCACGACAACGCCGUAGGCGUAGACAUGAGCAGCAACAUCUCCAUGACGAAGCUGAUGAUGGGAACUUGUAGUUUGUCUUUUGUAUUGUAGUUUUUCUUAUGCAGUAGAUGUUGUAGGAACAAUUUACAAGUUUUGAUGUAUUUUCUCUUGUUAAGUAUUCUAUGUUGUAUUGAUGUGUUCGAGUAUGAAUAUUAUAUGAUUAUUUGUUAUGGCAUAU
Molecule: messenger RNA, 1168 nt
Organism: Cuscuta epithymum
Lineage: Eukaryota; Viridiplantae; Streptophyta; Magnoliopsida; Solanales; Convolvulaceae
Source: the annotation of a GenBank genome assembly